Bicyclus anynana (squinting bush brown) is the source of this 1104-nucleotide messenger RNA. RefSeq lists its product as uncharacterized. NCBI's taxonomy places the organism in Eukaryota, Metazoa, Arthropoda, Insecta, Lepidoptera, Nymphalidae. The transcript is spliced from 3 exons. The record is from RefSeq and is a predicted model, not a curated record. Bases 116 to 586 code for a protein of 156 amino acids.
UGCGGGGGAGGGGUGAAGGGCGGAGACAGCAACAGGUCAGCAGAGCAGAUCUGAGAAAUGAGAUCAAUAGGCGACACAGGCUGUGGCGGGAGCAUGCGCUCUAGACUCUAGAAACAUGCGCCUUGUGCUCGCUCUAGCGCUAACGUUCCUUACUCCAGGUAGGUCCGACCUUUUGCGCGACAGCGUGCACGUGACUUCGGCUGCAGCGCGCCCCAACAAUGAGCUGUGGUGCUACAAGUGUCGCGCCGAGCAGCCUGACGACAAAUGCGCCGACUUGCGUCAGAACAGCUCCUCACUCAUACACAAGUGCCUCAACGAGAAGAGGAUAUGCAUGGUGAAACGGUUCUCCUACACGACUUCCACUGAAAAUUCUACCACAGCGUUAACAAUGUGGGCACUUGAGCGCAAUUGCACCAAGAACUGUGAACCUGGCUGCAUCGUCAUCGGGGAAAGGACCAAACUAUACUCUUGCACCUCAUGUUGUGCUUCAUCGCUGUGUAACUACGGCUCGGGGACCCAAACACUUAUUACAGCUAAUAGUGGUAUAUCAGCACUGUUCCUCCUCGUUUAUGUAAUGUUAUCAUAAGUAGGUUUAUUAGUUACAUACACGCUGAUCUUUAAGAAAUUUCCAACUCCACUGCAACAACUAACGCAAGUCAUCAUUAUAUAAUCAUGAUGAACUUCCGCAAAGUAACGCCUGCUUCUAUCCAAUAUUUAACGCAAGUCAGUUUUCCACAAACUUUUGAAAACAUAGAUAACUAGAGCAGUCUGUGUUGUCUGUUAAUGUCAGGUAGUUUCUCACAGUUGGAAUUUUCCAAUUGAUCAGAGUUUAGAUAGAAAAAUUUAUGCCAAUUUCGCUUUAAUGUUUCUCGUUUAAAUAUUUGCUCAAAAAAUUACGGUAGGUAAUAAACCUACUUAAUACCUACUUCAAAAUAAAUAAAUUAUUAUUAAAAAUCCCAGAUUUGUGCCGUACCGCCUCUUACUGGUUACCUAUAAAAUAAUAUUAAUUCAAUUUUGCUUUCAUUUUUUUAUUAGCUGAUUCACCGAUUGUUUUCUGUUGGAAAUCUUUUAUUUAAUAAAAUAAGUAUGUAAAAUAUUACAAAA